UCUACGACUUAGCUGUAUGGUGAGAGUAACACGGCCUUAUUAUGCGACAGUUUCAUCUUUAGAUCCUAUCUGUCGACCUCUACCAGUAUGAAUUAGCCUUGAUCCCCACCUGUCCAUAUCCAUCCGAUGGGCGUGCUGGCGUGCUACUCCGCGAAAUCGGGUCUUACACCCUAUCAGAUGGCGUUCCUUCUCACUACACCUAACCGCAGCUUAAUCUCGUACACAUACACCCAUAGUGCCGAUAAACAUCCAAGCCACCAACCUGCACCCUCACAUAUUUCUCCGAGUUCCACCCCGAAGACAAGUCCACCAUUGAAACCCGUCGGCUUUCACACAGCAUCAGGCUGGCCCCGUUGUUCGAGUACUUAUCAUGCAUGCUAGACGUGUACAUUGGCCCGUCAUCCGUCAAAGCCAACACGGAGCCUCACUCAGACUUAGCCUUAACCAAAUAUGCCUGUCCACACCACACCCUCUCCACCCGCCGUCGUACUCGGGACCGCCUCUUUUGGCACAGGCACGCCCCAGGCCAAAUUCAAUUCUGAAGAGACCACGCGACCACUGCUCCAGCUGCUCCAAUCUCGCGGCAUCACAGCCCUGGACACUGCGCGCGCAUACCCCGUAGGCAAUCCAGGCUCGGCGGAACUUGUUCUGGGCACACUCGGCGUUGGAGAAUGGGCCAGCAUCUCGACGAAAGUAACUUCGUGGCAGCCUGGGGCACAUUCUGCUGCCAGCAUCGCCUCGUCGGUGCCCAUCAGCCUCGCCGCUCUGCGUGUCGAGGCCGUGGACAUCAUGUAUCUGCACUCGCCUGACCGAGGUACCUCGUGGGAAGAGACAUGCGCCGCCAUGCACGAGCAGUGGAAAUUGGGGCGCUUCAAGCGUUUUGGCCUAAGCAACUACACGGCAGCUGAAGUGCAUGAAAUCUGCGUCGUGUGCGAGCGCAGGGGAUGGGUUCGUCCAAGUGUGUAUCAAGGACGGUAUAACGCUAUCAUUCGCAGCGGCGAGGAGGAGUUGUUUCCCAUAUUGAGGAAGUGGGGGAUCGCGUUUUUUGCCUACAGCCCCUCUGCGGUAGGAAUGUUUUCCGGAAAGAUAGAUGCUAAGAGUGUGGAUGUGGGAGGUUCGCGCUGGGAUAAGACGACUCGAUUGGGCCAGGCAUACGAACAAGUGUACCUGAAGCCGGAGCUUAUCGACGCCGCAGCUCGUAUUGCGGAUAAGGCGCAGGCCGCCCACAUCGGGGGCCAUGCUGUCGCCCUCAGAUGGGUCGUUUACCAUUCCAUUCUCAACGGCGAGCAUGGAGAUUCCGUCAUCAUCGGCUGCUCGACUGUGAAGCAGUUGGAGGACAAUUUGGACGCUAUCAAAGACGGCCCUUUGAGCCAUGAUCUUGCCGAGGCUAUGGAUGAGGUGUGGAAUGUUGUCAAGGAUCAUGCAGCGCCUUAUCAUUUGUAACUGGUGUUCAUUCUUUAGUAGACUCGACAAGGGGUUGAAAGUCGGGCAGACUUAAUCCGAAAUCUCGGUUGUAUUGCGGCACUGCUGGAGUGGAUACUUGUGAAAUGAGAUUGCCCAGAUAUGUAUGACAAGUAUCAAAGUACAUUGACUGUGGUUGUAAGGAUUCUAAAUAUCUGUCUUCGAAUUGUGUCGUCUCUCGAGAUGGAUCGGAACUUCGGAGGAGUAUAUUGAUAGACUUAUGACGUAGCUGUCAAAUAUUGCACUAGUUAGUCAGUUC
This is a messenger RNA of Dothidotthia symphoricarpi CBS 119687, 1720 nucleotides long. Its product is annotated as Aldo/keto reductase. The transcript is spliced from 3 exons. Gene Ontology annotation, cellular component: cytosol. Lineage: Eukaryota; Fungi; Ascomycota; Dothideomycetes; Pleosporales; Dothidotthiaceae. The coding region runs from base 451 to 1443 and encodes 330 amino acids. The record is from RefSeq and is a predicted model, not a curated record.